Clarias gariepinus (North African catfish) is the source of this 2370-nucleotide messenger RNA. RefSeq names its product chromobox homolog 7a (gene cbx7a). Gene Ontology annotation, biological process: negative regulation of transcription by RNA polymerase II. NCBI's taxonomy places the organism in Eukaryota, Metazoa, Chordata, Actinopteri, Siluriformes, Clariidae. The record is from RefSeq and is a predicted model, not a curated record. Gene Ontology annotation, cellular component: PRC1 complex. The transcript has 6 exons. The coding region runs from base 252 to 1514 and encodes 420 amino acids.
UUCCUCUAGCAGGCACGCGCUGAAGCACACACUCACACACCGAGCUAGUGAGUAAGUGAGAGAGAGAGAGAGUGGAUGUGUCGCAGAUUUUAAAAACUCCGCAGAACAUGCUAGAAAACGGGGACGACUCGCUCUGAUUCCAGAAUUAAAGUCAGUUGUUAUUAUUACUAGAGAAAUAAAUAUAUACAAAAGUGUGUGAUUAAGAGAGAGAGAGCGAGAGAGAGAGAGAGAGAGAGAGAGCUGAGGAGAAUAUGGAGCUGUCAUCCAUCGGAGAGCAAGUGUUCGCCGUGGAGUCCAUCACCAAGAAGAGAGUUAGAAAGGGUAAUGUGGAGUAUCUCCUGAAGUGGCAGGGAUGGCCUCCUAAGUACAGCACGUGGGAGCCAGAAGACAACAUCCUGGACCCUCGGCUCGUUCUUGCCUUUGAAGAGAAGGAGGAGCGGGACAGAGCGCAGGCUCACAGGAGGAAAGGCCUGAGGCCGCGCAGACUCGUCUUACGGAACGUUUAUACCAUGGAGCUCCGAAGUGCUCAGAAACCUUCGGAGAAACCCACUCCCCGGUUCCGCCUGUCCCUCGCUCGCUCCAUGGGGGCGGGACUACAGCAUAACGGGAGGCGCUGCAGGAAUGGGGAGGGCGGAAUCUACCACCACCAUCACCACCUCCACCAUCACCACCACCAUCACCGCCUUUUGAAACGCAGGAGCAGGCAGUGCUUGCCCAAAUCGACUGAAAGUGCAGAAUCGCCCCGGCAACGAACACUGACCCUCGAGAAAGCCGCAGCGGAGGAGGAGGAGGAGGGGGGUGAGGAGGAGGAGGGGGGGAAAGAGUGGGAGAAAGAGGAGGAGCAGCAAGAGAAGAAGAGAAGGAAGACGGAAAAAGAGGAACAUCAUGCCGUUCCGCACGCCCAAGAGAUGACAAAAGACCACACCCCUGCACCACAGGAAGCCGUCAUCACAGAUGGGAAACCAGAACACUGCGCUUCCUCCACCGACACCCAGGUGGAGCCACUCAGCACCAAGACUGGUUCCGCUGCACCAGCAGCAACUGACCAGUCAGCGAGCACUACUACUACUACUACCACAACCACAAACACACAUGAGCACAAGCCGAUCACAGACGUUUCAGGGGGCGGAGUCUGCCAAGAUAAACCCAUGACUGAGAAAUCACUGAAUGGCAGCUCAGGAGCGGGUACGGUCACAGACAGGGUCCAAAACCGAGCCUCGGUCAUAACGGUGCGGCAUUUGAUUGACAGUUUUGCGCAGGACGAGUCGAGAGACACAGGCGAAGCCGACAGUGAAGUAAAAAGAGAGACAGACAAGGACGAGGUCGCCACCGAGUGCAGGACCACCCUGCAUCUGAACUCCAAGGUCAGAACAGACGAACUUCAGGCGCGCGAGAGCACACGGCAUCCCGGGAAGGUGAUCGUGACUAACGUGACAAUUAACUCGCUGACGGUGACAUUUAAAGAGGCAAUGACGGCGGAAGGGUUUUUCAGCAGCUACGGACUACAGGUCUAAGUGAUGAAGACAACGCAUGUAACAACCAAAAGUACUUUCUGUCAAAUUGCUAAUGUGGCUAACAAUCAGAGAAACACGAGUUAGAGAAUCAGUUUUGAGUUAGCUCGAACUCGUUGGAAACGUUAGCAUUUGAGGUGAAGUAUGCCUUAUUGGCGCGAGAGCGAGGUAUUACAGGACCAGCCGGCGUGUAGAUCCGUCGAUGUAGUAAAACCUUUCGCUGUUUUUGCUUUACAGAUACUCGUCUGUUGUUAAAAGGGUUAUGUUUCCGUCUUCGUCAUUUCGUUUUAGUGAAAACGUGAACAGUAGUGGAAGGAUUUCCGUCUUGCUGACAGUGACGCCUUUAAAUGCACGCAAAAGUAAUUCAAAGUAAAAAAAUGAUAUAUAUAUAAUGAAAACGAACGCUGUUUCCACUUAACGCAUCGUUGGUGUUAACCGUUCUAGCAAAAAAAUGAAAGAAAAACAUGAGGAUGUAUACAAAUCAAUUGCAAGUUCUCGUUUCCGCGACGGCAGUGACCAGAUGACAUCACCACUACUCCGUCUCUGCAGUCCCAUUCCCCCCCGUCUGGGAGAGGUGAAGUUUUAGCCGGCUCGGGUUUAGCUCUGCUGUAUGUUCUGAGGCCUUGCUGCAUUUUUAACGAGCGUGUAUCGGGUCACAUUACAAAUGCCACUGCAAGGCUUUACUGAAGUGUCGGAAAACAGUGUGCUUUAGAUGUAUCUCUAGCAUGCGACAAAGUCGAGCUGAACGUUACUACAUGUGGUGAAACCGCAACCAAAAAAAAACAAAAAAAGAACAUGCCAUUGUACAAUUUGUAUUACAUCUCUGGCAAGAUUUUUAUUUGUAUUUCCAAUAAAGAAA